UAUGUCGUCUGCAUGUGAUGUGUUUGGUUUAAAAGUAACAUUAAUUAAUUGCACUGUAGCCAAUGUUAUGAAUGAUGUUAAACAGGCAGCGCGAAGAUAAAUAAAGACAAAUACUCAACUUUGAAGGCAUUUAAAGUAUUAUUUACUAAUAUAGAUAAUUUAUGAAUAAUUGUAACGGUGAAUUAGGUAAUAGAUUAAUUUCGCCAAUCUGAAGGUUAUCAGAAUGGAUCAUUCAGACCAUUCUCAGUUUGAAAUCAUAAAUGAGCUGAAGGCAAUACUGUCAAAUUGUGAUGAACUGACAAGCAUUCUACCAAAUCUAAUUGAGUGUUUUGUGAAUGAAGAAAAUGCAGAAGUGUUAACGGAAGUGAUCUCUUUAUUGUUGGGACCGGCUGUACAAGCUUUGCCAUUACCGGAUGUUGACCGUACAAUAUUCCAACCUUUCCUCCCUCUGAUCAAAGAUUACCUCUCCAAGACUCUAUCAUCUAUCCAUGAAUUACUAAAAUCACAAGUCUCAAUCAAUCAUCUAGUCCCAGAAAUUACCAGGUUACUUGAGGUAUGUGUCCAUAUACUGACAGACAUAGAAAGUCUGCUUGUCUAUUUGGUCAGUUUGGAGCAAGUAUCAGUUCCAGAUACAUUUAACGUGCCUAAAAAUAUUGUAGAAAUUGUCUACCAUGUGUUUAUUCACUGUCAGAAGAGUCAGGAAGAUUACAAGGAAGCAUUCACGGCUGUUCGCAGCGAGUUAAUGUGUUUAUUUCACAAGUGUCACAAUGUGCAACUUAAUCUUUUUAUUUUACUCAAUGAAAAGCUUAAAUUUAAGUGCACUUUGGAAGAUGAAGUUCAACUUUUACUUGACGUUCUAGACAUACUGAGCUCUAUGGGAGAAGUGAUGGCAGACUUGGAUGCCAAGUCCCUGGUCGAGCACUGGAAAGGUUAUGUUCAGCUGACAUUGAACUAUGCUGUUUACUUGCGCUCGAGACUUUGUGUUGAUCGCCCAAUCAACUAUUUAGCCAUUAACAUCAACCAACAGCUCUCCAAUAUUAUUUUCACCAGUAGUGACAAGAAGGUUGCAUUGCGCUCACUGAAAAUAACCACUUUAGAAUUGAAGGUUUUGAUCAAGCUCUGUGAGAACUACAAAGGAUAUUUGGUAAAUUGUCACAGGGAGUUACUCAAUUGUCUCGUUUCACUUGCCAUGCAUGCCAGCCAAGAGGUUGCUCCGGGUGUAGCAGCUCAGGUAUUGGCCGGAGCAGCCCCUCUACUUACAACCCUCAUCCCUGACCCUCUCUUUCUCAAGAUUUACUUUGAAUAUGCUGAUAAACUACAUUUGUGUUCUCUGGAUACACAAGUUGGCUAUUGCAAGCUAAACAACAUUUUACUGAAGAAACUGAUUCACUUGUAUUCAAAAGAUGAAGAAAUCAAAGAGCUUUGGUUUAAGCCAUCUGUCCCAGUUGUUGAAAAUGUUUUCAAGAUUCUUCAUCAGUGUUCUAGGAAUGGAGGUCUGUUUGAGGUACAAGAAGAUGACAUCUACCAGGCACUUCUUGUACAUAUUGCGGCUUUUCUCGUAGCAUCUUGUACUGAGGAAAUGUUUCCUCAGUUGGAGAGACUUCUAGUCAGACAGUUGUUGCAGCCUUCCUUGUGGCCAGCAAUGUUCUCAUCUGAUCUUCUCUGUCUGAUCGCCAGAUUUGGGUGCAGCGAGCUGUGUCUCCAGUUAGCGAGCCUGCUAUGUGCGCUAUUGUCGGAGUGGCAGGCCUGGGAUUGGCAACGGCCUGAGUGGGUGUAUGUGAGCUGGUCUCUCAGCCGACUGUUGCGGCUCCUCUCCCCUCAUCACCUGCAGGCUUUCCCGUCAUGCCUUCCGUCUCUUCCCUCUCUUGUGACUGACAUCACUACAUUUCUCACUGCAUCUGUAUCAGUUAACACUGUCGUCAUGUUCCAGUCAUUGAUGGAGAGGUUUAUGGUAGUCAAGGACAUUGUGGACUUGUUGCCCAACUCCGAUUCUAUGCUGACAGAGGCAGUGUGUGAACUGUGGCGACACGUAUCAGUGCUACCUGAGGUUGAAAGUACUGAGAGUUCCCACUGGUUUCUAGGAUUGUAUUCAGCUCUUGUUACCAUCACAUGUGGUUUGGUAGACUCGCUCAGUAACUGUCACAUUAGCCAUAUAUUGGAUGUGCUAAUACAAGCAACCAGUGUGAAUUCAUCUAUUCUCCAAUGUGGCAGUUGCCUGUUUCUAAGAAGCCUUGCUACAAAAAAUCUUGUCAAUGACUCAAGUCAGACUCAAGUGUGUUGCAAGAUGUCAUCUCUGUUUGUACAUCUGAUGCAGAAAACCGAUCCACUGACCAAGCAAAUUGCCAUGGACACAUUUUCAUUCUUGGCUUACGUAACAAAGUAUGAACAAAUUGUUGCCGACACUGUUGCCAAUGACUGUCAACUGCAAGUAGAAAUAACUAACUAUUUAGAAGGAGUACCAACAACAGCUUCUGAAAAAUCUCUCUCUGAACAUUUAAAAUGUUUGCAACAAGAGUUUGUUCAUAAAUGUAAAAGAAGAAAUCGGGUAGAUGAAUUGCAAUUUGAAGAGACAGUUGAAAACCGUCCAUCUAAAAAACUGAAGUCUUCGUUUGAUGUAGAUUCCGUAUCUAUUGCCUUGCAAAGGAUGGAAAAGGAUUUGGAUUUGAUUGAAGAGUGCAGAAGUAGUAUUACGAUGACACCAUCUCAAGUCUCCAGCUUGAUAAAUAUAUAUACGCGAUUAGGCAAAAUAGUUAAAUAAAUGUAAGACUAAAAUUGUGUGAUAUAAUAAUCCUGUUUGUAAUAUAGUAACUUUAUCAGUAUAUGUGAGAAAACGAACAUACAAAGUCUGUUAUCAUUUUAUACAUUUAUAAAACUUAACAAUAAAACAUUAAAAUCAACAUUUUAA
Homalodisca vitripennis (glassy-winged sharpshooter) is the source of this 2905-nucleotide messenger RNA. RefSeq lists its product as uncharacterized. The coding region runs from base 224 to 2758 and encodes 844 amino acids. The transcript has 14 exons. Lineage: Eukaryota; Metazoa; Arthropoda; Insecta; Hemiptera; Cicadellidae. The record is from RefSeq and is a predicted model, not a curated record.